AUGGAUCAGCCAACGAACACGCAGACACCGCAUCAACACGAACCCAUCAGCUUCGGGAUUGAUCAGAUUUUAAAUAGUUCUGAUCAGGAGACCCCUUCCCAGCCCGCCCCCCGAGGAUCAGACGGCGGCGGCACCAAUUACCUGGGCAGCCCCGUGAGCAGCAGAAGCAGCGCCCCGUACCCUUCCCUCCCCGGCGCCUUUGCUGGCAUCGGGGCUCCCUUCGAAGACUCUGGAUCUUACAGUGUGAACCUCAGCUUGGCUCCAUCUGGCGUGAUCCGGGUGCCAGCGCACAGACCCAUCCCUGGGGCAGUGCCACCUCCAAUUUCUAGCGCCAUUCCAGCCAUGCCAGCUGUACCCAGCCUUGGCAGCCUCAACUUCCCUUGGAUGGAGAGUAGCAGGCGGUUCGUCAAAGACAGAUUCACAGCGGCGGCGGCGCUCACGCCCUUCACGGUGACGCGGAGGAUCGGGCAUCCCUACCAGAACCGCACUCCGCCCAAGCGCAAGAAGCCGCGCACCUCCUUCUCGCGGGUGCAGAUCUGCGAGCUGGAAAAGCGUUUCCACCGGCAGAAGUACCUGGCCUCGGCCGAGAGGGCGGCGCUCGCCAAGUCGCUCAAGAUGACCGACGCCCAAGUCAAGACCUGGUUUCAGAACCGCAGGACCAAGUGGCGGAGGCAGACGGCGGAGGAGCGGGAAGCCGAGCGGCAACAGGCGAGCCGGCUGAUGUUGCAGCUCCAGCACGACGCCUUCCAGAAGUCGCUCAACGAGUCGAUCCAGCCCGACCCGCUUUGCCUGCACAACUCCUCGCUCUUCGCGCUCCAGAACCUCCAGCCUUGGGAAGACGAGAGCGCCAAGAUCCCCCCCGUCACUUCCUUGGUGUAAAGAGGGUCGUCCGGGCGGAUGGGCCCCCCGGGGAGGAGAGACAGGCGGUCCGGCCUGCGCCUCUCCCUGCAUGGCCCGAACCGCAACGGAACGUGUGAACGGGGGCGCCUCGAGGGAGGCCACAAGCCACGCCACGUCUCACACACGCGCGUCGUCUCGCUGCCCGGCCGGGCUCGGACCUGGGCAGAGCCGUCCCAGACGCGGUCGCCUGCCAGGAUUGCCGGGCGUGAGGCGCUUCUCUCGGCCCGGGGCCUCCGCCCUCCGGCACUUUGGACGGAGCUCGGCCGCUGCGCUCCUUCCAGCUCCAGACUUCCCCGACGGCCAGAACGAACUUCUCCAAGGUUGGUGAAGGAAGGGAGCCGAGAGCGCCGCUUUACGCCCGACACCCCCCCCGUCGAGAAACUACUUGGCCGUCGGAUCUUUGCCCCGGGCUGGGGAGGAGGCUUUGGGCUGCUCGAGAACAGGAAAGCGGAGACGCCUCGCUUCUUCUCUUCCUCCAGUUUGCUGGGGACAGGAAGUUAAAUGUGUGUGUGGGGGAGACUUCCCUGCGAAGGAUUUUGCGGGUGCCCCCGCCUCGCCUCGCCUGCCAGUCCUGUCGCUUAUGGUCCGUUCGGGGGGAAAACUAAGAAGGAAUAGAGAGUCACCUUUUUAAAAUUAUUGUUAUUAUUAUUUGUAAGAAAUGUUAAUAGUUUAAUUUAUUUAUCCACCAAGAUGCCCGAGCACUGUUAAUAUGGAGGCAGGGGGAGAGAAAGGCUGGAUCUUGGUUAUUUAUAUGGAGGCCAGAACAAACAGGAAAAGGAAGUGUGUGUGCGUGAGUGCUCUGUAUAUGUGUAUGCGCGUGCGUGCGUGCGUGCGUGCGUGGGGCACUUUUUGGCCAAGGCUGGCCUUUACCUUGGAUGGUCAAUCAUCUUGACUAUCCUGCCCUCUGGAAAUCAUUCUGCAAAGGAAUAUAUAUAUAUAUAUAUAUAUAUAUUACAUUAAGGACAACCUA
Crotalus tigris (Tiger rattlesnake) is the source of this 1870-nucleotide messenger RNA. It is a transcript of the gene TLX3, whose product is annotated as T cell leukemia homeobox 3. Bases 1 to 879 code for a protein of 292 amino acids. Gene Ontology annotation, biological process: animal organ development; regulation of transcription by RNA polymerase II. Gene Ontology annotation, cellular component: nucleus. The transcript has 3 exons. Gene Ontology annotation, molecular function: DNA-binding transcription factor activity, RNA polymerase II-specific; RNA polymerase II cis-regulatory region sequence-specific DNA binding. Lineage: Eukaryota; Metazoa; Chordata; Lepidosauria; Squamata; Viperidae. The record is from RefSeq and is a predicted model, not a curated record.